Messenger RNA from Harpegnathos saltator (Jerdon's jumping ant), 15376 nucleotides. It is a transcript of the gene Dhc98D, whose product is annotated as Dynein heavy chain at 89D. Gene Ontology annotation, biological process: microtubule-based movement. NCBI's taxonomy places the organism in Eukaryota, Metazoa, Arthropoda, Insecta, Hymenoptera, Formicidae. Bases 1 to 14766 code for a protein of 4921 amino acids. The transcript has 54 exons. Gene Ontology annotation, molecular function: dynein light intermediate chain binding; ATP binding; dynein intermediate chain binding. Gene Ontology annotation, cellular component: dynein complex. The record is from RefSeq and is a predicted model, not a curated record.
AUGUCGGCGAUAACCGCCGAUAACCUGGAGAAAGGUACCAACGAAAACGAGGAUGAAGAGGCAGAUGAAAUCGGCAGACUGGACCUUCAUAGGCCAUCCAUAUUCCUAGUUGAUUAUCGAAUGAAAUGGAUCCGCGACAGGGUUCUUAAGUUCCUCGGGCUCGGUGGACAGGGGCAUCUCUUCGACGAACUCAUUAGCGCGAACAAUCGGUAUUUCGAGGACAAGCUGCUCAACUUUCUCAUACUCGACCUGUACGGCGUGACCAGCCUGGAGAAGAAGCUGAUCUUCUUCUACAAGACUUACGUCAGCGAAGUAGUUCACGAGGAGGUCUCGGUGUGGGAGGAAAGUAAGCGAACGCAUUGUUACGGAGGGAAUUUUGAGAUGACCGAAACGAGUGAUAAUCGGAUGGUGCCAGAUCAGGUGAAUAUGGUAAAUGCGGUAGCAAAUCCCAUUCAAGCUAACAGCUUUUGGCGAGUCAUUAAACUUGUGUCAGGAAAGGUCGAGAAACUCGAUGACAACGCUAAGAAGAAGGACAAGAAGCCGGCGAAGAAGGUCAAGAAGGUUAAAGGCAACAAGGCGGACGUCAGCCCAGCUUCUAGUUUGGCGAUGAGUCCCAACACACUACAGGCGUCCAGCGUUCAAGUAUCCAGCGAGGAUGACGGCAAGGAAGAGGACGACGAAGACCGAGAGCAGGACGAAGGUGGCGAGCCUCCGAAAAAGAGGGAGCAGUCGAAGAGUGCGCUCGCCGAUAGCUCCGACUUUGUCCCACCGGCCGGAGAAGAGGAUAAAUAUGUGCUGACUAAGAAAAUGGUAGAGAAAGUCCGCAAGGUACCGACGAUUCACAUGAUAUGCGGCGAGGUAGACGGCAGCAGGACCGACCUGCGCGAUGUCACUCUCUUCUAUUUCAUGCGCACCACCGACGAGGGUAUACCCUCCUUCGAUACCUACGAGGAGUGUCUCGAUGAUAUCACGAGUUACCUAGUGGUCGGGUCCCUUGACAGCAGAUUCUUGGCCUCGUUGGACAGGAUGCUGACUGACAUAUUCAAGCCGCUGGUGGAGAAGCAAUUCAGGGGACCGGAUUUUUACGAACGAUGGAAGGUGGAAAAAGAAGCGGAGCCGGUUAUCGAGAAAACGAUAUUCGCAUUGGAGACCAUAGAAUCUCGAGUAUAUAAAUCACCAUUUGACUUUAACAAUCGUGACGGUAGAUUUGCAUUAACAACAAGCAGACAGGACGAAGAAGACGGUAUGACCUCUGCGUCCAGUUUGCAGGACGAGGCUGCGAGAAGCAGAAGGUCCAAGUCGAGCUUGAGAGGAAGCGGCAAGAAGUCGUCGUCCGAUAUAAAGUCUAGCAGAUCGGCCGAUACUUUCAAAGAAACGGCGAGGGACCGUCAGAACAAGAAGGAUAUUUUAAAUUAUCUUGACAAUUUGAUCGCGAGCGUAGAGUGGACGCUAGAGCACGUCGAAGGCGAUAUUUUACUGACCAUGCCGACCAUUCCAGAGCUGCAGGAUCCGGCGAUAACGGACGAUAUGCUGCUGAAGAAUAAAGAUAUCGUCCAGCAGAUGGAAGAAUUGGUCAUAUCGUGGGAGAAACACAUACAGAAAGUGAUAGAAUCGUACACGAGCAAGAUGCUUCCGGAGAAGGGACCGAUGGUGGAUUACGAAUACUGGCUGGAUUGCGAGACCAGAUUGACGAUGCUGGUGGAACAGUUGAAAAUGCCGGCCGUCAAGAGGAUCCUCGCGCUCCUCGAGCAGAUAUUGUCGCCGAUCGCCUCAAGCUUCCAGUAUUACCAGAUGGAACUGUGGAAGCAGUACGUCGAGGCUCAGGAUAGCAAUAAAUUCAUGCACACGCUGUUGAGACACUUCAAGCUGGUUACCGAAUCGGACUCGUUCGAGUCUAUAGCGGAGUGCAUGCCUUCGCUGACGGAGGGUCUGCGGAUGCUUUGGGUGUUGUCCAGCUACUAUUCCUCCGAGGAGAGACUGACGUCGUUGAUGAGCAGGAUCUCGUGGCAGCUCUGCCAGAACAUCAGAAGGAACCUGGCGAUCGUCACGUUAUUCAAAAAGCCAUUGGAAGUGGUGUUGGAGAAGACUAGCUGGGCCAGCAAGAUGAUGAGGCAAUGGAAGCGAUCUUACUUGAAGACCCGAUCGGACAUCGAGCAGCUGGGAAAGGGGACUCGUUGGGAAUUCGAUCAGAAACGUCUGUUCGAGGCCACCGAGUAUAUCGCCGAUGUAUGUGGCGAGCUCCACAAGAUCGCCAGCGUCCUGCAAGAUUUUUACAACAUCUUCGGGGCGGACCUCAAGUCCAUCAUCGACGACCCAGCGCAGAUCGACACGGUGGUGAAGCGGGUGGACGCGCUGGUGGUGCCGAUCGAGCAAGCGGACUUCGACGUCUUCAAUGUGUUCAACAAGGAGAACUGGGAGGCUAUGACAGCGUGGUUCUACGAGGAGGUGUCGUUCCUCGAGGACCAGGCCAAGUUCUACAUCGACGAGUGCUUCACUGUACUGAUCAGCGCCGAGGGCGCGCUCGAAAUGCUGCUCAAGUUUAAGAACAUGAAGACCCGCGCCGCUAUUCAGCAGCAAUUGCUGAAGAAAUUCAAUAUGAUCAUACAGCAGUUCAGUAAGGAGAUCAACACGGUAGAAAUCAUCUAUAAUCGGAAUAAACGGCACCCACCGUUGCUGACGUAUCAUCCGCCGAUGGCGGGCGCGAUCUUCUGGGUGAGGCAGCUCUUUCACAGGCUGCACAGGCCGGUGCUGAUCUUCCAACAGAUCCGUGAACUGAAGCACAGCGAACUGAAGCUGCUGGCGUUCAGCAAGUACCUCGACAUUGCGAAUCAGUUGAAGGACUUUGAGGAGGCCAAGUUCAACGCGUGGCUUGACAAUGCGCUGCUGAUGGUCACCGCCACCAUGAAGAAGAGUGUACUGAGAAUAGUGCACGUCGAACGCGACUCUCCAGUCACUCUGACCUUCCCGGAGGAGCUGCAACCUAUGAAGGAGCUGCAGUUAACUCACUUGAUUUCAAAGAAACACAAAGAAACGGGCACGAUCCCGUCGACUCCGCAAGAAUCGCUCAAAUACAACGCUGUCAUAUCAAAGCCAAGCGUGGAUACACCUUCCGACGUUGCAGGUUCUAGAACCAUGCCUGUAAACGCACAACUGCAGCCGGAAGCGAGAAUCGAAGCCAAAGGAGUCCCUCGUAAGGACCAAAAAGGCUCCACCACCGUGUCCUCGGAGAAGCACGACGCACGUACGAAGAUCAGCUGGACGGACUUCAUGAGCGGCACCAUUCUGGUGGAGUGUCAGUUGCGUUUCCAGCUGAAUUUCGACCUGGAGGUCUUCGAGGUUAUAAGAGAAGCGGAACUGAUGGAGCAGCUGGGCUUCAAGCUGCCCACGGCCUUCAGGGACGUCGGUGUCCAGAAAAACCGACUGAGAGCGGACAUCGACGUCACCGAGAAAAUGGUCAAUCAGUACAACAGCGUCGUGGACGCGUUAGAGAAGAGUGAUAUACAAUUGCUGAAGCAGACUCUGCAAGAUAUCGAGAGACAUCUUCAACCGGGGGUAACGCGCUUCAACUGGAACUCCUUGAGCAUCUCCGAUUACGCGUCUAUCUGCGGCAAGAUGCUGAAGAACUUGAACUCCAUCGUCGAGCAAGUCAAUCAGAUGAAGCGAGACCUCGACAGCCGAAUAGAGUCCGAAUUGCAGUCGUACCAUCUAUUCUCCACGAAGAAAGAGGCCGCUGAGGCGGAAGAUCUCUUGCCGUGCAAGCUUUACUUUAUAGAAGUUAAAAACCGGCGGUCCGAGUUGGUAUCGUCGAUGUCGAAAGCAUACAAAUCGAUCAGCCCGAUGCUCAUGAAGUUGGAAAGCCUAGUGUUGGGUACUUCAACUGGAAAAAGUUCAGACAUGCAACUCUUGUAUGAAAAAUAUGAGAAAAAAAUCUUCGCCGCCUUUAUAAUGUGCAUGAUAAGGAACAUGGAAGUUCUGGACAAAAUGCUAAACAGGAGCAAACCGAUUUUCCAAAUUGACGCGGUACUAAUGGCGUCCAAAGUGGUAUUACGUCCAUCGUCCAGCGAGAUCUACAGCAUCAUUUGUCAUGACGUGCGAGAUCUGCUGGAAAGACUGAAGGUAUUCUCCCGAUGGAUGAAUGGAACCUGCUUGGAGUGUGAGCCGCAGAAAAAGGAGCUCUCAGAGGACUUGGUCGUCUUCAGUUUCUUUGAGGACGUGAUGAGCGUUCAAGUAGUUAACGAGCUCGUCAAGCUGGUUCAAGAUACGGCGUACAAACUGUCGAUGGAUUGCUGGCGAUAUCUGUAUAGGUGGAAGAAGUACAGCAAUCUGUGGUCGUUCGAUAAGAAUCUGGUCUGCGAGAAGUUCGCGGCGACGAAGCCCACGCUUCCGCAGUACGACGAAAAGUUCACAUUCUACGAAGGCAUUUUGGAGGAACUCGAGGACAUGGAACUUCACUUCGACCUGAACAGUAUACGCAUCAACCUGAAGCCGCUCUUGUCCGACAUCAAGCGUCACGCGAACGAGUGGAAGCAAAUUCUGGGGAAUUACCUUAUAUCCGACACCGUACAGGAGAUGAACCAGUUGAAGACACGAAUUGAGAACUUCCAGAGCGAGAUCGAGUUGGUGAUCACCGGCCUGGAUCGUUACACGCUGAUCAUGCAGACGAUCGCCGACGUGAAGAGAGUAGCCAUCCAAACUGAGGUGCUAUAUCUCUCUUACCAGGAAUGCUUUCAAACCAUGCGCACCCACGGAAUCGAGUUUUCCGCGGCGGACGAGGCGAUGGCGUACAAGCUGCAGCACGACUGGGAAGCGUUGUACCUCGAAGCGCUCUACAGGGCAUCGACCUUGGAGAGCACCAGCGACAAAUUCUGUGAGAUGACCGAGGAUCAAAUUCGCCGGCUGCUAGACGAAAUGGCGAAUUUCGCCGAGGAUUUCGAGGAGCACGGCCCGGGAAGUGUCGGCGACAAUUUGCAGCUCGGACUGAAGAAAAUGGAGGAAUACGGCAAGCUGAUCGAUCAGUACGAGGAGAAACGCGCGACCCUGGCAAAGUCUGAGAUGCUGUUCGACCUGCCACCCGUGGAUUAUUCAGUCUUCCUCAAGGUCAAGAAAGACUACGAGAAUAUGGAGAUCCUAUACGAUCUGUAUAAGCAGCAGAAAAACGAACGAGAGGUCUGGGCGGAGACCCUCUGGGUGAACUUGAAUCCUCAACAGCUCAUCGAUGGCAUGGAGCACUACAUAAAGGAAUUCCGACGCCUGCCGAAGUUCAUCAGAAUGAUAAACGUCGGACAAGCCUUGGACGCCGAAAUGAGGAACUUCCGGAAUUCGGUGCCGCUGUUCAUCGAACUGAAGAACGAGGCAAUGCGAGACAGACAUUGGCAGAAACUAAUGAAACAGACUGGGCAAUACUUCGAUAUGGACCCAGACAGAUUUACCUUAAAAAACAUGUUCGCCAUGGAGCUGGGCAAGUACCAAGAGAUUGCGCAAGGUAUCGUGAUGAACGCCGUGAGGGAACUUGCGAUCGAAAGAGGCGUAAAAGAAUUAAUGGAUGUGUGGAAAUCCACGGAAUUUAACGUGAUCAAGCACUAUAAAGGCACGGAAGAUCGCGGCUUCAUACUUGGGCCACUCGACGAAUUGAACAUAAUACUAGAAGACAAUAUGUUGAACGUGCACAGCAUGGCAGCCUCCCAAUUUAUCGGACCGUUCCUUGGCGCCGUCCAGAAAUGGGAACAAACGAUGCACACGAUUUCCGAGGUACUGGAGGUGUGGGUGGACUUUCAACGGAAAUGGCUAUACCUCGAGGGCAUCUUCGUAAGCAGCGAUAUCCGCCUUCAGUUAUCAGACGAAACAAAAAGGUUCGAUGACAUCGAUAAAAUCUUCAGGCACAUUAUGAAUGACACGUCGAAGAGACUCAAUGUGCUGGAAUGUUGCACGAUUCAAGGCCGGAAGGAAGAAUUCGAGGCCAUGAUCGUGGCCCUCGACAAGUGCCAAAAAUCUUUGACGGAAUACUUGAACAAUAAACGCGCCGUGUUUCCACGAUUCAACUUUAUUAGCGACGAUGAGUUACUGAACAUUCUUGGCAGUAGCAAAAUUACCGCCAUCCAAGAACAUGUAGGAAAGAUGUUCGACAAUCUUGACAAGUUUAAGUUCGCAUCGAGCAACACUGAUAGAAUGUUCGUGACGGCUCUUAUAUCCUGCGAGAGGGAAAUUAUGGAAUUCAGGAAUCCCGUGAGUACGGAAGGCAAUGUUGAAGUCUGGAUGGGCUCUGCUCUCGAGGAGAUGAAGAGGUCGAAUCGAUAUUUGACGAAGAAGGCGGUCUAUGAUUAUGGCAAGAUGCAACUGCCAAGGACAAAAUGGAUACUCGAGUUUCAAGGAACGAUGGUCCUCGCGGCCAAUCAAAUAUGGUGGACCGCGGAGGUCGAAAAUGUUUUCGAAAAGAUAUCUCAAGGAAAUAAACGCGCGAUGAAAGAGUAUUUGCAACAACUCAAUUAUCAAUUGAACGAACUGGUGACGCUGAUGGGCAGCGCUACACUUACAAGCAGGGACAGGAAAAAAAAAUUGAUUAUAUAUUCACAACACCCUCGACGGGCUAUUUUUGUAUAUGCGUGCAGAUUCUACUGGGUUCAUCAUCUGGACAAUGUAUGGAUGAACCAGUGCACAGGCGCCUUUGAGUACGGCUACGAGUACAUGGGUCUUAAUGGUAGAUUAGUAAUUACGCCUCUGACUGACAGGAUAUAUCUCACCAUCACGCAAGCCCUCUCGAUGCACUUGGGCGGUGCGCCGGCUGGUCCCGCUGGAACCGGAAAAACCGAGACGGUCAAGGACUUGGCCAAAGUCCUCGGACUCCUGUGCGUUGUCACCAAUUGCGGAGAAGGAAUGGACUAUAUCGCGAUCGGGAAGACUCUGGGCGGGCUCGCUCAGUGCGGGGCAUGGGGUUGCUUCGACGAGUUCAAUCGCAUCGACAGCUCUGUUCUUUCUGUCAUCUCAACCCAGUUGCAAACUAUACGCUCGGCGCUGCAAGUUAAGGCUCGGAGAUUCACGUUUGAGGGGCAAGACAUUGUGCUGGACUCGAAGGUGGGGAUCUUCAUCACCAUGAAUCCAGGGUACGCCGGUCGUACAGAACUGCCGGAGUCCGUCAAGGCGCUCUUCAGGCCGGUGGUAUGCGUAGUGCCGGACAAUGAGCUGAUCUGCCAGAUCAAGCUCUUCAGCGCCGGCUUCCUCACGGCGAAACUGCUUGCCAAGAAGAUGACGGUCCUUUACAAGCUGGCGAGCGAGCAACUGAGCAAACAAACGCAUUACGAUUUCGGCUUGAGGGCCCUCAAGUCCGUAUUGAACAUGGCUGAUCAGCUGAAGAGAACUUCCGGCGACCUUCCUGAGAACGUCGUGUUGAUGAGAGCGCUCAGGGACAUGAACUUACCGAAAUUUAUAUUCGACGACGUGCCACUCUUCUUGGGCCUGAUCAGGGACCUGUUUCCUGAUUUGGAAGUCCCCAGAGUGCGCUACCCCGACUUUAACGAGGCGGUCGAGACGGUAUUGGCAGAACACGGGUAUACCGUCCUACCUGAGCAAGUGGACAAAGUCGUGCAACUAUACGAAGUGAUGAUGACCAGGCACUCGACGAUGAUCAUCGGUCCCACCGGCGGCGGUAAAACGGUAAUCAUCGAAACGCUGUGCAGGGCGCAGACACGCCUCGACAGGCCCACGAAACUGCACAUUCUGAACCCGAAAGCUUGCACUGUGGUCGAAUUAUAUGGGACGCUGGAACCGACGACGCGCGAUUGGAUCGACGGUCUGCUGAGCAGCAUUUUUCGCGAGGUCAACCGACCGGUGAAUUCCGACCAUGACGAACGCAGAUACAUACUCUUCGACGGCGACGUCGACCCGCUGUGGAUCGAGAACAUGAACUCGGUUAUGGACGACAACAAAUUGUUGACUCUGGCUAAUCGGGAGAGAAUUAAAUUACUGGAUCAUUGCAGCUUGCUCUUCGAGGUGGGCGAUUUGCAGUAUGCUUCGCCCGCCACGGUGUCGCGAGCGGGUAUGGUCUACGUGGACCCGAAGAACCUGGGCUACCAGCCAUACAUGGAUAAGUGGAUGCGAGCAAAGAGCAAAGCCGAUCAAGAUUUCCUUAGUGGAAUGUGCGAAAAGUACGUGCACGGCUCGGUCCAGCUAAUCCUCGCAGGAAUGUUCGGCUCCCAGGUGGUUGAGCCGCUUCGACUGAUUAUACCGCAAACUGCACUUAAUAUGGUGACCCAAUUCUGCUACAUAUUCGACGGCUUGCUGUCGGUGGAACACGAACUGACAAACGACAGACUCAGGGAAGUCAGCCAGGAGGAUGACGCUCUGCUGGAGCCGAAAGUGGCGAAGGAAGAACUCUGGGAGGCGAUGUACGUUCAAGCAUGCUAUUGGUCGUUCGGUGCGUCUAUUGUGGAUAAGGCGCGUGCUAAGUUCGACGAGCACAUGAAGAAAACUUAUAGGCUGUUGCCAACGCAAGACACACCUGCCAAGCCGGCAACCACUAGAAACAUACCGUCGUCGUUUCCGACUAUGUACGACUAUGUGCUGGACGUUAGAAAACAAGUUUGGACGGCGUGGAAGUGGUUGGUACCGGCGUACAUUCAUGAUAGGCAGAAAAACUUCUCGGACAUCUUGGUGCAGACAAUCGACACCUUGCGCACCACGUGGUUCGUGAAAGCUAUGAGCGAGCUGCGAAGACCGGUACUGCUGGUCGGCGAGACCGGCACCUCGAAGACAGCCGUUAUUCACGAGUUUCUAAGAAACUUGAAUCCCGAAAAAUAUGAUCAACUACUAAUAAACUUCUCGUCGAAGACCACCUCGAUGGACGUACAGAGGAAUAUCGAGUCGAACGUGGAGAAAAGAUCGAGGGAGGUGUAUGGACCACCGCCCGGGAUGAAACUGAUAGUCUUCAUCGACGACAUGAACAUGCCAAUCGUGGACACUUAUGGGACCCAGCAGCCCAUUGCGCUUCUCAAACUGCUGUUCGAGCGGGGUGGCUUUUACGAUCGCGGGCGCGAUCUCAGUUGGAAAGUUAUGAAGGACGUUUAUUAUUUAGCGGCCAUGGGAGAAGCCGGUGGCGGCAGAAACGAAGUCGACCCGCGCUUCAUCUCAAUGUUCUCGGUUUACAACGUGACGUUCCCGUCGAGCGAGACCCUCGAUUACAUUUACACGAGCAUCUUGAUGGGUCAUCUGCAAACGUUCUCGACAGAGGUCCAGACUAUCGCGAAGGGACUUGUCCAAUUGACGCUGGAGCUUUACGAGACAGUCAGGAAGGAGCUGCUACCGACGCCGUCCAAGUUCCACUAUAUCUUCAACAUGCGGGAUCUUUCAAGGAUCAUGGCCGGUCUGCUUCAGAGCCACCCCGAUUUCUUCCCGAGCGUGAAGCAAUUCGUUAGGCUCUGGAGAAACGAGCUCACCCGGGUCAUAUGUGAUCGUCUCGUUAGCGUGCAAGAUGAGAAUUUGGUCGUUGAGCAGCUGAAGGAGAAGAUCAGCAAUUAUUGGGAGGAAGAUGCCGAAGUGAUUCAGUACAGCUUGAGAGACCCGAUGCUCUACGGUGACUUCAGAAACGAGGAUGAGCCGAGGUUUUACGAGGAUCUGCUCGAUUACGAGGCGGUUUACAGUUUGUUCUUGGAGAUCUUCGAGGAGUACAAUGAAAGAAGUAUGGUCAAGCUGCACAUGGUGCUCUUCAACGACGCGCUCGAGCAUCUGACGAGGGUGCAUCGAGCACUUCGGAUGCACCGCGGCAACGUGCUGGUCGUCGGCGCGGAUGGCAAUGGCAAGAAGUCGGUGAUCAAAUUAGCGUCCUUCGCCGCCGGCUACCAGCUCUUCCAGAUCACACCGAGCCGUGGCUACAACGAGCCGUCGUUCCGCGAAGACAUGAAGAGUCUGUACAACAUGGUCGGCGUAGAGAACAAGAGGGUCGUGUUUAUGUUUACGUCGGCUCACGUCAUGCACGAGAGCUUCUUGGAGCUGGUGAACAACAUGCUGAUGGCAGGCUUCGUGCCAGCUCUCUUUAAUGACGAUGAGAAGGACGCGAUCAUCAUUUCCUGCAGAGACGCAGCGGUCAGCGCGGGUUUCAAUGUCGGGAAAAAAGGCGUCUGGUCGUACUUUGUUAAGACAUGCAUUGCAAACUUACGGAUAGCCCUGGCGAUGAGCCCGACAGGAGACGUCCUGCGGACGCGAUGUCGCAAUUAUCCCGGUCUGAUCAAUAAUACCACCAUAGACUGGAUGUUCCCGUGGCCACGGCAAGCCCUAGUGGCUGUGGCGAACGUCAUUCUCCGAGACAAUCCGAUAGUGCCGCAGGAAUACAGGGAGACGAUCGUGAGUCACAUGGUGUACGUACACACGUCCGUAUGUCAAUACACAGAGGACUUCGCGACGAAAUUGAGACGGCGGAAUUACGUCACGCCCAGGCAUUUCUUGGACUUCAUCAACACGUACCUGAAUUUGCUGAUAGAAAAGAAAGACUUCAUAAGUUCGCGCUGCGAGCACUUCUCUGAAGGAUUGCAGAAGAUCGCGGAGGCUUCGGUGACUCUGAAAGAAUUGAACGAGACUCUGGCCGUGCAGAAAGUCAAGGUAGCCAACCAGACGAAGAACUGCGAGCAGCUGCUCACAUCGAUCGGCGAGAGCACGGACGUCACGGUGCAAAAGAAAGAGCUGAGCGAGCAGAAGAAGCAGGAGAUCGAGGAGAAGAAGAAGAUAAUCAUCAAGGAAGAGGCGGAGGCCAAGCUAGUGUUGGCAGAAGCUCAACCGGCUCUCGACGCGGCCAAACUCGCGCUAGGCGAACUCGAGAAAGCAGACAUCACCGAGAUAAGGUCCUUCGCCACUCCGCCCGAGCCGGUGCAGGUCGUCUCGGAGUGCGUGAUGAUACUUCGUGGCGUCAAGGACGUAUCCUGGAAAGGAGCGAAAGGCAUGAUGAGCGACCCGGGCUUUCUGAGGAGCUUGCAGGAGAUGAAUUGCGACGAGAUCACUCUGAAACAGCAGCAAGCGGUACGAUCGCACCUGAGGAGGACCGACAAGCUGGAUCAGAUGCAGGCAAUAAGCAAGGCUGGAUACGGCCUCUACAAAUUUGUACUGGCCGUGCUCGACUACUGCGCCGUCUACAGAGAGGUAAAGCCGAAGAUAGACAAAGUCCGAGAACUCGAAGAAGAGUCCAAGAAAGCCGAACGCGCCUUGGAGAAGGAGCAACGUGAGCUGAAGCGACUGGAAAAGAUGAUCAACGAACUAAACGUGAAAUACGAGGUGGCGAUGACCGAGCGACAAGAUCUUCAGGAUGAAACAGACUUGCUGCAACGGCGCCUUCUGGCCGCCGAUAAGCUGAUCUCCGGCUUGUCCUCCGAAAACGAACGCUGGCAGAAAGACUUGGAAGUACUGCGCAACGACUUGGAGAAGAUCACGGGAAAUUGCUUGCUCAGCGCGAGCUUCCUCGCUUACAGCGGCCCGUUCUCCUACGAGUUCCGGAACGAAAUGCACAGCGACUGGGAGAGCAGCAUCCUGGAGAAGGAGCUGCCGCUGUCGAAGCCGUACAAGCUCGAGGAGCACUUGAGCAACGACGUUGAGAUCAGCACAUGGAACUCGGAGGGCCUGCCGCCAGACGAGCUCUCCGUACAAAAUGGCAUAUUGACCAUAAAAGCGUCCAGAUUCCCACUUUGCAUCGAUCCUCAGCAACAAGCACUGAAUUGGAUCAAGAAGAAGGAGCAGAAGAAAAACCUGAAGAUCCUCUCUUUUACGGAUACGGACUUUCUCAAGCAAGUGGAAUUGGCGAUUAAGUAUGGUUUGCCGGUGCUCUUUCAAGAUGUCGAGGAGGUCGACCCUAUUCUGGAUAACGUUUUAUCGAAAAAUAUCCAGACUGCUGCCGGGCGAAUGUUUGUCAUUCUCGGUGACAAAGAGGUGGAUUAUGAUCCAAGAUUUCGUAUAUAUCUCAUGACAAAAAUCUCCAACCCACUAUUUGUUCCUGCUGUGUAUGCCAAAGCACUUGUCGUCAAUUAUACGGUUACCACAGCGGGUCUAGAGAAUCAAUUGUUAUCGGUGGUGGUGAGAUUCGAGCGACCGGAUAUCGAGGAGCAACGAGAAACACUGAUCAUAGAAACCAGCGAGAAUAAGAACUUGCUCCAGAAUCUAGAGGACAGUCUCCUACGUGAGAUCGCGUCUGAUCAGGGCAACAUGCUGGACAACAUCGACCUGAUCGAAACCCUGGAGAACAUCAAGUCCAGCGCCAACGAGGUGAUGAGCAAGCUGUUCCUCGCGGAGGUCACCGCGGCGGAUAUAAACAAACUUCGCGAAGGUUACCGUCUGGUAGCGGAACGAGGCGCAAUCAUGUUCUCCGUGCUGGCCGAUAUGGCCACCGUGAACUCCAUGUACCAGUACUCCCUGAUCAGCUAUAUUGAGGUAUUCGUUCACUCGCUGAGGAGAUCGCUGCCGGACCCGGUGCUGGUCAAGCGACUGAAGAACAUCAUUCCGAUGCUGACGAAGAACAUCUACGACUACGGCUGCACCGGUAUAUUCGAGCGGCACAAGCUGCUCUUCUCCUUGCAAAUCUGCAUAAAGAUCGAACAGAGCGUGGGCAACGUGCGACAACAGCAGCUGGACUUCUUCAUCAAGGGUAGCAUGGCCUUGGAGAAGUCGGUCAAGUCGAAUCCUACCAUGUGGCUGCCGCAGACAGGCUGGGAGGACGUUCUCAAGCUAGCGAGCGACUUCCCUGACAAGUUCGAAGCGCUGCCAGAAGAGUUGCGAGACUGCGCAGAAGAUUGGAAGCAGUGGUACGACUCGGACGCGCCGGAGUCGGAGGAGUUUCCGUGCGAGUACGCCGAGCGAUUGACACCUUUCGAGAAGCUGAUGCUGCUCCGUUGCUUCCGCGUGGACCGCGUUUACCGCGGCAUCAUCAACUACAUCACCCAGAUCAUGGGCGAGCAGUACAUCACCCCGCCCCAGGUAAACUUGGACAUGAUCUUCGAGGAGAGUACGCCCACGAUGCCCGUAGUCUUUAUCCUGAGUCCGGGUUCGGAUCCCACUUCCGAUCUGAUGAAGUUGGCCGACCAGUACGGCUGCGGCGGAGGAAGAUUCAAGUAUCUCUCGCUCGGUCAGAGCCAGGAGAAGAUCGCGAUAGACUUAUUGAAAUCGGCGACAGUGAGGGGUCAGUGGUUGAUGUUUCAAAACUGCCACUUGCUACUGCCCUUCAUGAGGAAGCUGGAGAAGAUCUUGAACGACAUGGAAGCCCACCCUGACUUCCGGCUGUGGCUCACCACAGAGCCGAUUCCCAACUUUCCAAUCGACAUACUCCAGCAAUCGCUGAAAGUGGUGAUGGAGCCGCCGAGUGGGCUGAAGCUGAACCUGCAAAACAUGUACUUCAACAUGCGACCGCAGCUCUUGGAAAGUUGCUCUCAUCCUCUUUACAAGCAUCUGAUUUACGUCCUGGCGUUUUAUCACGCGGUUAUCCAGGAGAGGAGAAAGUACGAUAAGAUUGGAUGGAACAUCAAAUACGAUUUCAAUGAGUCGGACUUUAACGUAUGCACUGCCAUCUUGGACAUCUAUUUAACGAAGGCGCUCGCGAUAAAGGAUUCCAGAAUACCGUGGAGCAGCUUUAAAUACCUAAUCGGCGAAGUGAUGUACGGCGGGAGAGUGAUAGACAGCUACGAUCGUCGCGUCUCCCACACAUACAUGAACGAGUACUUCGGUGAUUUUUUGUUCGACGAGUUCCAGCCAUUUCACUUUUACAAGAACGACGUCGUCGAUUAUGUGAUGCCGCCAGAGGGAAAUCGCGACGAUUAUUUGCAGUUUAUCGAGGAGCUUCCGCUGGUCAAUACCCCGGAUGUCUUCGGAUUACAUCCGAACGUCGAGAUCGGGUACUUCACACAGGCGGUUAAGGAAAUGUGGAGGCACCUUGUUGAACUUCAGCCUCAAACAGCGGUGAGCGUUACCGGCAUCAGCAAGGACGAGUACAUCAAUAAUGUAGCGAAGGAGAUCCUGACUAAGAUACCUGCGCCAUACGACAUCAACAAGGUUAAGAAAAACUUCACCGUGGCAGUGACGCCGACCGCGAUUGUGCUCUUUCAAGAAUUGAAGAGAUUCAACAAGUUGAUAAGAACGAUAACGAGGACGCUGAAUCAGCUGAUAAAGGCUAUCGCCGGUGAGAUUGGAAUGAACGAGACGCUGGAGAAUAUUUCCGUGGCGCUUUAUAACGGUAGCCUGCCGAAGGAAUGGGCCAAAUUAGCGCCAGACACGCGGAAGAGCCUCGCCGGCUGGAUGGACCACUUUCAAAAGAGGAUAGUCCAGUACACUAACUGGUCUGGCGCGAACGAACCCAUCGUACUCUGGUUAUCCGGACUACAUAUGCCGGAGACUUAUCUGGCGGCUUUAGUGCAAAUGACCUGUCGUAAGAACAACUGGCCCCUCGAUCGUUCUGUCAUGUACACGGUGAUGUCAAAGUUCACCAAGCCCGACGAUGUGGAAGAAAGGCCUGAUGAGGGCUGUUACGUACACGGAUUGUAUCUGGAAGGCGCUAGAUGGGAUAUGGAGGAGCAUUGCUUGAGGAGAUCUUACCCGAAGGUUCUCAUAGAGGAACUACCGAUAUUGACUAUCAUACCUACCGAAGUUCAUCGAUUAAAGCUACAAAAUACAUUCAAAACUCCAGUAUACACUACAUCCGACCGGCGAAAUGCCCUCGGCGCCGGUCUAGUGUUCGAGGCGGACUUGGCGGUUUCAGAACACAUUUCGCAUUGGGUGCUGCAGGGCGUUUGUUUAGUGUUAAAUACAGAUUGAAGAGUAGUUUCAUUCGGAUAUAGAUAUUCUGUAUUCCUGUUGGUGUGUAGAGAUACAAGUUGGAGGAAGUUUCCCAGACCUCGAAUCACUGCGUUUUACGAUGCAAUUCUGUAUUAAUGCUAUAAUUGCUAACUAUAUUUAUGUCAUAAUUAAUACCACUAAUACUAUUUAUGUCAUAAUUAAUACCACUAAUACAAUAAAUACACAGACAUUCGCGAUAUAAAUAUUUAUUAAAUAUUUAUCCAUGUUAAUAAGCUUUACAUUUGCACUUAAGGGGAUUCUGGGCCCGUCUGUUUUACCAACACAUUGAUUUCAAUCUUUUCAAACACUAUUCUUUUUAUUAGCUCUGCAGAUUGAAAAAUUCUUUUGCACAAUGAAAGUACUUAUAAUAACGAAGUCCGGAAGACAAAGUUUAAUGUAAAAUUCAAUGAAAAACUAAAAAAUUACAGUUUCGUUAUACAUCGGUAUACAUGUUUUGUGUCAGCUCGUAACUUUACUUAUUAAUUAUAAAAGUUCUGUAGUUUAUCCAUGCAAAAGCUUUUGCUUCUGGACUAGCCAUAAUAUGAAAGAAUAAUACUGAAGUAACAGAAAUGAGCUUAGAAGUCAGUGU